AUGUCCCAAGCAGCCCUCGACUUUAGCUAUAGUAUGAUACUCCCCAUACGAUCACGAGUACCGGAGGAUGCGAAUCAAGCGACUGUCGACACUCAAUCUCGCGAAGUAGGCGCUAUCCAGCCCAGCUCAUUGGAUGGAAGCUCGGCUGACAAAGACGGGCACGAAUGGCCCCGACUGCUUGUCAGAGGGGUCUGCAGACGGGCUCGUGGAUGGCAUGACAUCUACUCGUGCUCCGCCGUCGUCACGGAAGGCUCUGGUACGCAAAUAGCCAGCCUCGUGGCGGAAGGUCCCCGCAGCAGCUCACUGUUCACGGCAGGAGAUCAAAGUCUACAAGCGAUACUGACUGAACUGGAGAAUGCCGGUCAUCGCAAGUGUGACGUGCUCGAGGAGAUGAUGGAGGCAGUCAAGGACUUUCUGACCACGGGCCAGAGGUUGGAACGCCGGCAGACUUUCUUCCAAGCGGACGAGUACUAUGCGCCCAAGACGCCGCAGUGGGAGGUUGUCCUUGUGGGAGAGGACGAAGGGCCCUUGACAACCACACUUCGCAUCGAGCUCCGUCGACCGGAACAGCUCGUGGAGAGGGAUCACCUCGCUAUCGCAAGGGCAAAAGGGGUCAUCCGGCGAUUGAUCAGCCUCGGGCCCUCCGCUGCGCUCAGCAGGGAGCGUUUGGGAGUUUUGCGGGACAUCAUUCCUCGCUUUGAGAGCUCGGAGGUCAGAGAAAGAGUGGAGGCGAUGUUCACCAACGAGGUCGAGGAUAUUAUCCCCGAAGACGACUAUCUCCUGUACACCAGCAUCCAGGAUCAGUUUUACGGAGAGGCAGAAGCGCCGGUCUCCAGGCCCGAUAUCGAGCUAUCAAGGAAGCAGGCAGAAGCGGUCUUGAAUUUGCUCAAUCUCGUCCAGAAGGGCGUUCAAGGCAGAUUCAAGCCUUUCUCGUCAUCCGCUGUCAGUGAAGACCAGCUAGACACAAUGAUGGAGAUUUUGGGUGAAGAGGCGCAGGAGUCCCAAUUGAAGCCAUUCCUGAGGGACAGCAUUUGGUCCGAGGAUGUUACAAAGGUUCGGUUCACGGUCGAACGUAUCUCGAGGACGGACGCUUCGGACAGGGACCGCAUCUACGAGGAUUACGCAUUUGAGGAGGGCGAGCCCGAGAGUGGCUCCGAGGAUCCGAUGAGCGAGUGUGGGAAUGAGUGA
Dioszegia hungarica is the source of this 1188-nucleotide messenger RNA. RefSeq lists its product as uncharacterized. The transcript has a single exon. NCBI's taxonomy places the organism in Eukaryota, Fungi, Basidiomycota, Tremellomycetes, Tremellales, Bulleribasidiaceae. The record is from RefSeq and is a predicted model, not a curated record. Bases 1 to 1188 code for a protein of 395 amino acids.